Messenger RNA from Protopolystoma xenopodis, 132 nucleotides. The record is from the annotation of a GenBank genome assembly. Lineage: Eukaryota; Metazoa; Platyhelminthes; Monogenea; Polystomatidea; Polystomatidae.
AUGGCAAGGCUCGCUGACUAUGUCAACUACGAGGCUGGCGAAGCAUCUGGAAUGUACCACGUCCACGAUCCGACUCUGGAAGUGAUCAUGCAUACUGUGCAAACUGGGCAAGGGGCGUUCCUUAAGGUGCCC